This is a messenger RNA of Closterium sp. NIES-65, 357 nucleotides long. NCBI's taxonomy places the organism in Eukaryota, Viridiplantae, Streptophyta, Zygnematophyceae, Desmidiales, Closteriaceae. The record is from the annotation of a GenBank genome assembly.
AUGCGUGAAGGCCUUUACCUGAAGACGAAGCACGAAGACAUGUGCCUCGGGGGCACCACUGGUGACAACACGCGCCUGCUUGGGAAGGCCCCCGAGGAGGAGGAGGAGGAGGAGGAGGAGGAGGAGGAGGAGGAGGAGGAGCAGCUGCAGGCGGAGGGCAUCAGGGAGGUGGGCGGGGCAACCAGCCUGGAUGUGCUGUACCAUGAGACCCCCCACUACCGGGGAGCGGCGGCGGAGGCUGACCGCAUGAUUGGGCCCGUGCAGACGGGCCGGCACGCCUGGCAAGUGCCAGACUUGGGGAUUCAGGAGCCUGCAUCUGCUAGUGCAGAUGAGGAGGGUGUAACCGAGGGGGGCUAG